AUGACGAAGCCGAAGAAGGCGAGCGCCGUUGACAAGGCGCCACGGAGGGAUCCGUUGGCGUCCUUGAAAAUGGCGGAUAUGGUCAUCUCAAAACCAGCUCUUCCAGCAGAGGUACUGGCCGCGGUGGUUGAUUACCUAGAUGUUCCCGAUUUGCUUCGAUUUGCUCGAACAUCACGUCGUAUGCAUGAAAUGGUCUAUGACGACGCAAGAUGGAUCCAAAGAUUGCGGAAGAUGGGAUGUUGGAAUGACACAGAAGCCAGGAGAAGAGCAGAAACCCUCGAGACACCUACAACUCCAGGUCGAAGACAGAGUACAAUAGAUCGGAAUAUGAUCAACGGAAAAGGUAGACCUGACGUCCUUUUCGAUGUCGAUUCUUCUCCGAUUGCACAGCGACAUCAAUCGAACUUACUUUCGCCACGUCGGCCUCGACCAGUUGGUACGGAUGGAUUUGACAUGGUUGAAUUGUCUGGCCCUCAGCCCGUCGGCUCACCUGGAUUGCCGGUUGACCGGGAAGCUCCUCUAUUAGCCUUUCAACGAGUCAAAUCUAUAAGGGAACAAGCUAGGCAAGAGUAUGGCAAGAUUUACAAACUGCUGGCGCCAUACUAUAGAGACCUGCUGUCGGUCUCCAACCCCAUGGAAGGUCGCAUUUUCAAACAUUUCGCCGCUCCUGACAAACAAGCACAGCUUCUAGUCAAUGUGCGAAUAUUCUCAGCCAGUGAUUUCUCUCCUGGAUCAGGGGCUCGAGAACGGCGACUGAUGGAAACUGUCGAGCGGUUCGACACGGAGGCGUUGCUCGAAUUCCGGAAAGGGUAUGAAUAUAAGGACAUCCAAGGAAGAAUGCGUCAGUAUGCGCGUGUGAUGCAUACUCUGAACGGAGGGAAGAGUGGCGUGGAGUUGUACCUACAUGACAACAAGCUCAUCACCGGCAAAGCGACUCUCGGCAGUGUGUCAGACUGUAUCGACUACUCUUCAGGUUACGGUCAGCUUUCUCUCGAAAGGGUCCGAGGCUAUUUCGAAAGGCUAGGAAACGCGUUUAACCAGGAGAAUGCCAUUAUUCAAGCCGUCUUUCCCAACGCUGAAGAGGUCACCAUGCUGCUUCUGGAGAAGGUCGCCAAGGAGAUUCUCUCACCUUUCUUGUCGUCCUUAUUCGAAGACGCCUGGACUCGGGGAACAUCCAUAUAUCUUCGAAUCAUAUCGGGGACAUUUGUCGGGACCCGGCAAUUCAUUGAAAACUUCGCCAUAUCCAAGGACGUGGACGAAAAUACCCUAUCGCGAUGCAAUGCACUCAUAUCCGAGAUAUUUAGCCCGCAUAUCGAAACAUAUUUGGCCGAAGAAUUAGCGUUCUUUCGACAAAAGGCUGAAUCUGAAGUUGAGCAGUGGGAUCGAGCUUUGUCAGAACAAGCAGCUUCAACAGAAAGUUUUCUCAUGUCCAACGUCAAUCGACAAGCAGAUAAAAAGGACUUCCUAUCGUCAUUCAAGAAGGUGGUCAUGAUGCCAGUGAACAUCUUGCCGAGUUUCUCGGGAUCUUCAAGCAACAAAACAGCCGCCAAAUCUCUUCCCAAUGGAGAAGCGACGUCCUCAAGACCUUCCACUCCCAAUCCCUUUGCUCCAAGAGGUGUCACCCAAUCUCUUCCCGUCGAGGCACCAACAUCUGAGCUCGCUGCCAAGGCCGCUCUCAUGAAUGCGAAAUUUGAAAACAUCCGAUCUCUCUUCUCCAUCGAGGUAGCAUUGAACCUCGUCCAUGCAGCCAAAUCUUCCCUCGAACGCGCCGCUCAAUUCGUCGCCUUGGGAGGCGAGGCGGGUGAAUCUGCACGAAAUCAAUGUUCAGCAAUUUUCCUCCUUCUCCUUCAAUCUGUAGGAGUACGCCACAUCAAGGCUGGCUUUGACAAAGCCAUCGACCAUCUUUCACUGUACAAUCCACGCGACAGUGAUAUCAACAAUGUCGACCGAACCUCGACCACCGCCGUCCAAGUGGCACCUCUCGUUACCUUCCUCGAACUCGUCAAUGUCGGAGAUCUGAUCCAACAGAUGCUGGACGUCUUCUACGAGUCAGAGCUCGUCCGGCUUCGUAUCUCUAACCGAGAUGACUUUCUCGACAUCAAUGUCAAAGAAAAGAAGAAAUUUGAAGCCAUGCUGGACGAGCGCGUCGCCGCCGGCCUGGGCAAGGGAAUUGACGUCCUCAUCGACGAGGUCGAAUUCAUUUGCGCGACAACUCAGCUUCCCACCGAUUUUUAUCCCGAACUCGCCCUGACGUCAGAAGGGACUGUGCCAGGCCUCAAACCUGGCGCCAUGGUCAUGGACUUUUCAGACCAACCGACAGCAACAGCUUCGCGAGUGAUUUCCCUUGUAUCACAUCACACGAGCAUGCUCACUGGCGCAACCGAGAAGACUCUUCUGGACGUUUUUACUGGAGAAGUAGGUCUGCGCCUCUUCACCACCCUGACCAAGCAUAUCAAACGGCAGCGGAUUUCGACCACGGGCGCACUUCCGCUCCUCUCUGACCUCAGCGCGUACGCGAAUUUUGUGGCUGGGUUCAAAAACAACGACCUCACUUCGUACUUUGUCGCGUUGAGGGAAGUCGCGCAGAUCUACUUGAUUGGUGGCGAGUCCGAGCGAGACGUCGCUGAGAUGGCGAUGAUCAUCUCUGAUGCUGAGCGGUAUAAAGGCGUCUUCACGACCGAGGAAGUCGUGGAGUUUGCAGAACGACGCAGUGAUUGGCUAGUCGUCAGAGCGAGGGUCGAGAGACGGGUUCAAGGUGACAAUUGUCUUGUUAUGUGA
Messenger RNA from Rhinocladiella mackenziei CBS 650.93, 2778 nucleotides. RefSeq lists its product as uncharacterized. Gene Ontology annotation, cellular component: cytoplasm; exocyst. Bases 1 to 2778 code for a protein of 925 amino acids. Gene Ontology annotation, molecular function: protein binding. Gene Ontology annotation, biological process: Golgi to plasma membrane transport; exocytosis. The record is from RefSeq and is a predicted model, not a curated record. Lineage: Eukaryota; Fungi; Ascomycota; Eurotiomycetes; Chaetothyriales; Herpotrichiellaceae. The transcript is spliced from 2 exons.